CUUAAACCAUGAAAGUAUUUGCCGUCUUCGCCGCCGUUCUGGCCCUCGCGGUCUCAGCGCCCACCACUCAAUGGUCCCCGCAGGAUCUGCUCGAGAGCUUGAGGCCGACUGCGACCGACGCUUCUGGCAACCCCCUUGUCCAGAUCAUCGUCAAUAUCAACUCCCCGGCCGCUGCCGAGACCCCCGUCGUUGUUGAGGAGCCCUCUCCUGUCAUCAUCGUGGACGAGGCCCCACCGGUCCCCGAGCCCGUGGUCAUCGUUCCUGAGGUCCCCGUGCCCAUCGAGAUCGCCCCCACUCCUGUUGAGGUCGUCCCAGGUCCCACUCCCAUUGAAAUCGCCCCCGCUCCCCAGCCCAUCGAAAUCGCUCCCGCACCUACUCCAAUCGAGAUUGUUCCCGCUCCUACUCCCAUUGAGAUCGUUCCCGCUCCUACUCCCAUUGAGAUCGUUCCCGCUCCCCAGCCCAUCGAGGUCGUCCCGGCCCCAACUCCUAUUGAAAUCAUCCCCGCACCUUCUCCCAUUGAGAUCGCUCCCGCCCCUACUCCUAUCGAGAUCGUCCCCGCUCCUUCUCCCAUAGAGAUCGUCCCCGCACCUUCUCCCAUUGAAAUCGCUCCCGCCCCGACUCCUAUCGAGAUCGUCCCCGCUCCCUCUCCCAUUGAGAUCGCUCCCGCCCCUACUCCUAUCGAGAUCGUCCCUGCUCCAUCGCCCAUCGAGAUAGUCCCUGCACCUUCUCCCAUUGAAAUCGCUCCCGCCCCGACUCCUAUCGAGAUCGUCCCCGCUCCCUCUCCCAUCGAGAUCGCUCCCGCUCCCACUCCCAUCGAGAUCGCUCCCGCCCCUACUCCUAUCGAGAUCGUCCCCGCUCCUUCUCCCAUAGAGAUCGUCCCCGCACCUUCUCCCAUUGAAAUCGCUCCCGCCCCGACUCCUAUCGAGAUCGUCCCCGCUCCCUCUCCCAUUGAGAUCGCUCCCGCCCCUACUCCUAUCGAGAUCGUCCCUGCUCCAUCGCCCAUCGAGAUAGUCCCUGCACCUUCUCCCAUUGAAAUCGCUCCCGCCCCGACUCCUAUCGAGAUCGUCCCCGCUCCCUCUCCCAUCGAGAUCGCUCCCGCUCCCACUCCCAUCGAGAUCGCUCCCGCUCCCACUCCCAUCGAGAUCGCUCCCGCCCCUACUCCUAUCGAGAUCGUUCCCGCUCCCUCCCCGAUUGAGAUCAUUCCCGCUCCCCAACCCAUCGUCAUUGACGCCUAAGUUAUAUGCAGCUGAAGUGUUAUGGAAUGUUAAUGAAAAAUUUACGCAGUUUAUUGGCAGUAUAGCUAAAGAGUUUUAUGACAAAAUAAAUUUAAUAACUUAUACACCGAGUCA
Leguminivora glycinivorella is the source of this 1349-nucleotide messenger RNA. Its product is annotated as extensin-like. Bases 9 to 1235 code for a protein of 408 amino acids. The record is from RefSeq and is a predicted model, not a curated record. The transcript is spliced from 2 exons. Lineage: Eukaryota; Metazoa; Arthropoda; Insecta; Lepidoptera; Tortricidae.